Molecule: messenger RNA, 1347 nt
Organism: Nematolebias whitei (Rio pearlfish)
Lineage: Eukaryota; Metazoa; Chordata; Actinopteri; Cyprinodontiformes; Rivulidae
Gene: gapdh
Product: glyceraldehyde-3-phosphate dehydrogenase
Exons: 12
Coding region: 77-1078 (333 amino acids)
Biological process (GO): glucose metabolic process
Molecular function (GO): oxidoreductase activity, acting on the aldehyde or oxo group of donors, NAD or NADP as acceptor; NADP binding; NAD binding
Source: RefSeq, a predicted model, not a curated record
GGGCUCCUGCACUCACACCCGGAGUCUCAGGACAGACUGUCAUCUCACCAACGAGGACUAGACCAACCCAGGCAAAAUGGUGAAAGUCGGUAUCAAUGGAUUUGGCCGUAUUGGUCGUCUGGUGACUCGUGCUGCUGUCACCUCCAAGAAGGUGGAGAUCGUGGCCAUCAAUGACCCAUUCAUUGACCUGGAGUACAUGGUCUACAUGUUCAAGUAUGACUCCACUCAUGGCCGUUUCCAUGGAGAAGUCAAGGCCGAGGGAGACAAACUUGUCAUUGAUGGACACAAAAUCAGCGUCUUCCAUGAGAGGGACCCAGCCAACAUCAAAUGGGGUGAGGCUGGUGCUGAGUACGUUGUGGAGUCCACUGGUGUGUUCACCACUAUUGAGAAGGCCUCUACUCACUUGAAGGGUGGUGCCAAGAGAGUCAUCAUCUCUGCACCCAGCGCUGACGCUCCCAUGUUCGUCAUGGGCGUCAACCACGAGAAAUACGACAAAUCCCUCCAGGUUGUCAGCAAUGCCUCCUGCACAACCAACUGCCUGGCUCCCCUGGCUAAAGUCAUCAACGAUAACUUUGGUAUCGUUGAGGGCCUGAUGAGCACCGUUCACGCCAUCACUGCCACCCAGAAGACAGUGGACGGCCCCUCUGGUAAACUGUGGAGGGACGGCCGUGGUGCCAGCCAGAACAUCAUCCCCGCCUCUACUGGUGCUGCCAAGGCUGUCGGCAAGGUCAUUCCUGAGCUCAACGGCAAACUGACUGGAAUGGCCUUCCGUGUCCCCACCCCCAAUGUGUCCGUGGUGGAUUUGACAGUCCGUCUGGAGAAACCUGCCAAGUACGACGACAUUAAGAAGGUUGUGAAAGCUGCUGCUGAUGGACCCAUGAAGGGCAUUCUGGGAUACACCGAGCACCAGGUCGUCUCCACAGACUUCAACGGUGACUCCCACUCCUCAAUCUUUGAUGCUGGUGCUGGCAUCGCUCUCAAUGAACACUUUGUCAAGCUCGUUUCAUGGUAUGACAAUGAGUACGGUUACAGCAACCGUGUUUGUGACCUCAUGGCCCACAUGGCCUCCAAGGAGUAAACCAAGCAGCUGACUGAGCGACACCAUUGACCCACAUUCUCCCGUCAUCAGUGACUACCUGGUUCUGUCAGAAAGUCGACCCUUCCAUCACCUUCCUGAGGAACCAUCCCACAUAAAAAAUGAUUUAAUUUUUGACCAAUUUUUUUUUUUUUUUUUGUAAACUCCCUGUCCUGUUCUUGUGUUGGAGUAGAGGUGUGAAAGUCGUCCUGUCUGUAGUACCGAAGUGCUGCAGUCAGAGGUGGAAUAAAGUCCUUGUUGUUUGUGAGAAA